Molecule: messenger RNA, 1287 nt
Organism: Fusarium redolens
Lineage: Eukaryota; Fungi; Ascomycota; Sordariomycetes; Hypocreales; Nectriaceae
Exons: 2
Coding region: 72-863 (263 amino acids)
Biological process (GO): chromatin remodeling
Cellular component (GO): Swr1 complex
Molecular function (GO): nucleosome binding
Source: RefSeq, a predicted model, not a curated record
GGAUUUUCUAGGUCCUCGAUACUCUCCCUUUGUCAUGUUCUUCUUCUCAUGAUCCUGAAUUAUAGACGACAAUGAACAAUUUUGGGGUCAUUGAGCUCGCCAGCGCAAAGACAACCUCAGCGCCAGGCUGGGCUUAUGUCCCCGACAAUACAAUCAGUCGCCCUACAGCACCAACCAACAGGAAGCGCGCCAGGAAUGUUCCUGGUCUUACAUAUAGCGAUUUGACCGCUCGACAAGAUAAUAAAGUUCGAAAGGAAGCCGAGGCUUUGGAUAAGGAUGGCGGAAAGGAUAACACAAUACCGUUGCCAGUCAAGAGUGGAAGAACGCAAGGAAAACACACACCUAAUGUUCGUAAGAUUUUACAAUCGCAAAAGACAUUCGGAAAUCACUUAGAUGAUUUCCUCGCGAUGCAGGCACUUGCAGAGUCCAACACUGCGAGUUCUCGAUCCACUGCCUCCGGCGCAAACAACAAACGACCAUCGAAUAGUCGAAGAGAUACUCCCUCAUCCUCCAAACCAGCGCAAGAAGAAGACACAACGAUGGCCGACGUCGACGUUCCGCCUGUUCUUCCCGAGUCAUUGAGACCUUUACCACCGAGUCACCCUGGUGACAACGAUCCUUUACUUAUGUCGCGUGUUCCCGAUAUGCCAUCCGAUGAGGAGCUGCGCAAGCUUCUUUCAUACCCUCCCUUAAACUAUGGUGAAGUAACGGGCCACCGAGACAACAAGUACCCCGUUAGAUCGUUCUGUGAGGUCUGCGGGUACUGGGGACGUGUGAGAUGUAUGAAGUGCGGAACAAGAGUCUGCGCACUGGAUUGCUUGGAGGCGCAUAAGGAAGAGUGUGUCACACGCUAUGGACUUUGAAUUCUGUUUGAUUCCGUUCUUGUUUAUGGGCGCGCUUUUCGCAUGAUUUAUGGCAUGUAAACGGUAUGGCAUGGCGUUACGGAUGGCUGGGUUGGAAAAUAGUCUGAUACCCCUGAUUUACCUAGGACGAGAUGAUUAUUGUGAGUGAGUCAAAACCUGCAAUUCCGGAGUUGGACUGAGUCCUUCUGCAUUGUUUAUCAUGAGUUUCCUUGCGUGGUGAUAUAUUGUUCGGUCUGACUCUAUGGCCUGAGUGUCGUGUGAGUGAGCUGAAGGGGACAACAAGAGACUGAUUCUUGGUUUCCGGCAUAUGACUAUUGUUUAAUAGGGAGCAAAUUUAUUGAGACAUGCCAAGAUAGAGGAAGUACAUGUUUUAAAUUGAGACUGGAUAGGUGAUAGAUCAAUGGCAUCCUAUUUGAUAUUAAGG